AAUGGAGCAAACAACAAACCCAGAUAAAUCUGACCAUUUUCCGAGGGAGCUGAACGACAAGGCCAAACUCUGCCGCUUCCUGUGCUAUGGUUCGGAGGGGGACCGGACACACACCGAGAAGUUCCAGCCCCUCAUGGAGGGGGCUGGAGCCCUGCUCUCCCUGCUCCAGGAGGGCCGAGGCGGGGAGGUGGUGGAGGAGGUGAAGAGGUUUGUGGAAGGCGGCCACGUUGCCUGUCUUAACCCAUGCCUCUUUGGGCUGGCGUUGUGCUCCCAGUGCUCUGAGCUGCAGACCAGACAGGCCGCCUUCAAAGCCCUGAAGGAAGUCUGCCAGGAACCCUCUGACCUCUUCGCCUUCAUCCGGUACAAGAAGGAGCUGAUGGGGGGGAUGAGGUGUGGCAUGUGGGGCCGUGCAUUGAGGAAGGCUGUGUCCGACUGGUAUAACCAGCAGGACGCCUGGCAUCUGGCCGCCGCGGUAACCAAAUGUAAACAAAGAGCGGGCUGGUCCCACAAGGAUCUGCUGAGGCUCUCCCACGCCAAAGCCUCUAAAGACACGAUUGUGUUGAUUAACAAAUACGUAACGAAAGGAUGGAAGGAAGUGCAGGUGUUGUAUGCGGACCGGGAGAACCCUGAGGAGGUGGUCCAGCUGCUGGCCUACUUGGCGGCGGUGGAGAGGGUAUAGCAGCGCUGUGAUGAAGACGAGGUGGUCCUUCUCAUCGAGGUGCAACGGCUGGAAGUGGAGCAGCUGCUGACCGACCACCUUAAAUCCAAGCAGGCAUGGAGGGCCUUGUUGAAGGACAUGCCUCUUGGCUCCGUGCUGAGGAUUGUGGAUAAGGUGACCGCCGACCAGAUUCUGGAGCCGGGAAGCUUGGACAUGAAAGAGUUCUGCAACAGGAUCCUCAACGCCAAGUUGUUCAAAGGCGACAUGCCAAAGGUCAGCGAGCCCCUGAGGGGGAUCAGCCUCCCUGUAGGGAACGACACCGAGGAGAUCCACGCCUCUGCCUGUGCUGUCCGGGCCUACCUCAGAGAUCAUCUUCCUCAGAUCAUCAAGGAGUUCUUCAAACCCUCUCACUGCCUUGCUCUCAUUGAACGGGUGAAAGAAAUAGCAAACCAGCUGAGUGAAAUUCCGGAGAUAGGAGUUCCGCAGCACACCAACAGGUGCCAGUGCCAUCUGGACUACAAGGAGCCUAAAGCUAAAUACCAGAGGAAAACAAUGGGCCUUCGAAUCCUGCACAAUGUCAACCAAAUCUUGCCUGUCCUCAGCCGACAACAAAGUCCUGAUAGCGACGGGGAGGCCGCCGCCUCCUGUGAGCCCGUGGGGUCGCAUGCCCAAACCCCCCACUGUCUGUUCGAGUCUGAGGACUCGUCGGUGUGA
Messenger RNA from Gadus morhua (Atlantic cod), 1372 nucleotides. RefSeq names its product Ro60, Y RNA binding protein (gene ro60). Gene Ontology annotation, molecular function: RNA binding. Gene Ontology annotation, cellular component: ribonucleoprotein complex. NCBI's taxonomy places the organism in Eukaryota, Metazoa, Chordata, Actinopteri, Gadiformes, Gadidae. The record is from RefSeq and is a predicted model, not a curated record.